Molecule: messenger RNA, 2590 nt
Organism: Ilyonectria robusta
Lineage: Eukaryota; Fungi; Ascomycota; Sordariomycetes; Hypocreales; Nectriaceae
Product: fungal-specific transcription factor domain-containing protein
Exons: 9
Coding region: 236-2494 (752 amino acids)
Biological process (GO): regulation of DNA-templated transcription; DNA-templated transcription
Cellular component (GO): nucleus
Molecular function (GO): zinc ion binding; DNA binding; DNA-binding transcription factor activity, RNA polymerase II-specific
Source: RefSeq, a predicted model, not a curated record
CGGUGAAUGAACAUGUUGGGUAGAAUCUAAUGACGUGGCUAAUGCUUCUAGCGGCCUACUACCUAGAUGGGCAGUUCAAUUCACUCCGCAAUGGUUGAAUAAGCUCGCGUAUGGCGUGCGGGGGACUUGCGGAGAAGGGCAGCCGAAAACCCGGCAUGAAUGUAACCAUCUUCAUCCAUUCACGUCAGCCUCACCGUAGUCCCUCUUCCGCCCAGUCAAUCAGGCCGCCGAUGCCAUGCCUAGAGACAACUCUCCUACUCAUGCCGAGACUGGCUGCUUGGUCUGUCGAUCACGAAAGGUGCGGUGUGACCGUACAAUUCCAAGCUGCCGUAAAUGCCAUCGUUUAGGUGUGACAUGCCCGGGCUACGAGCUCGAUCAUGGAUCUAUCUCCAGAUCUGAGAUGCUCAAGUCUACCAAUGACAUCUUCAAGGCCGCCGGCAUCGAGAAGAGGCGCGUCGGGUCAUGCCAUGAGUGUCGCGCUUCGAAAAGCAGGUGCACGAGAACGAAGCCGGCGUGUCAAAGAUGCGUCGCGAAAUGUCUCAAGUGCGUCUACCAUUCCAAGGCCGGUGAUCAAGACGACUCGAGUGCUAGCCCAUCUGAUCAUAUCCAUCUACUGGAGCGUGAUCAGUUGCUCCCGGGUCUCGAUGCUCGUUUGUACUCGGAUACAAUCCCCGAAGACCCAAAGUUAAGGAAUCACCUUAUCAAUAUCUACUUUGAUCGGUUCCACAAUUUGAGAUGUUUGGGAUUCAUCCACAAACCGUCUUUCAUGCAUUCCAUGGCUCAAGCCAGCGCCGUCCAGGAUUACGGCGAGCCUCUGCUCUAUGUCAUGUGCGCACUAAGCGCAAGAUUCUUAUAUCUCGAAUCCUUGACAUCCUCGUCAAUACCCAAUUUUUCCGCGCGUCCCGUUCCGGGCGAGCUGUGGGCUGAGAAAGCCCGCAGAAUGGUGCUGGAAGAUAUCCAUCUCCCCACGAUCCAGCACGUAAUGGCAAUGAUUUUGCUUUGUGAGUACGGACUCAGAACGGAUCAACACUCCUUGGCUUUCAUCCUAUCCGGCUGCGUGUUUCGUACUAUGCGGCUUCUGGGUCUUGACAAUCCGCCAGCAACCUUGGACGCCACAGAGCCACAGCCACACAGUCUCAAGGAAGAGAUAGAAUACAGAGUCGUUUGGUCUUGUUAUACGCUCGACGUUUUUAUGUCUUCCGGAGUAAACAAGAAUUCCUCAUGGAGAGAAGACCUUCCACAGAUACCACUGCCCCGUUCCGACAAGGAUUUUCUUCUUCAAACCCCUUCUCCUCAACAUUUCCUGUCUUGGGUUGAAUGCCCGAGCACACUUCCCUUUGUCAAAGAUUUAGAUCUUCCAUCCUUAGUCGCUAUCUUGAUCAGACUUCGGGGCAAAGUUCUCAGACUUAUCCGCACUGAGCCAUCGUCUGAGAUGAACAUAUGGGACUCUGCAUCUCCAUUUAUGUUCAUCAUCCAGCAGCUCGACACAUUCUACGAAAAUCUUCCAGACAAAUUUCGCAUUACCGACCUUAACACGUACAUUCACAAGGAUCAGCAUAUCCUUGGCGUUGUGUUUUCACCACAUCUCAUGUACAACGCCGCAAUUUUCGACCUCACGAGAACAUCUCUCGCGGGCUUUAGCUUUCCACUAGCAGCCUCUUUCCUCCAUAGCCCUCCUGAGUUCCGGUCCAGGUGCCAGGAACGCUGCCGCUUUCACGCCAACGCCGUAUCUGAUUUGAUUCAAAAAGGAUUGAUUCACGGACGAGACGCUUUUGAAGACAGUUUUUGUGCAGACGCAGCACUAGAAUCUGCAAAAGUUCAGAUCAUCCAUUCGGCAACGGUGGUGGGCGGCGACGACUCCACGAACAAGACAGGACACAACAUAAGGAAAAUACUUGAAUUCCUUAACUUCUUGCACGUGGAUAAGGAUGGCCAUAGUACCCAUCUACGUACCAUACUACCACUGUGUGUGCUCUUCGGGUUCCGAGACAUUGCUGAGGAAUGGCAGUGCUCCCCAACGCCUCACCAAAUGUCCCCAGAGGUUACUGGCUCCGCUGCCGUCCAUCAUCUGUCCAAUCUGGCACCAUUUCGUCGGGCUCAAACCGAGUUGCGCGCACACCAGAACUCCAGCCCCAGAACUCUCUCCUCUUGCGAAAUACAAGAUUCGCAACAACGACUGCUUCCAGGUCGUGAACAGCCGCCCAAUAUUUCGUUCAAUGACGCCACGGCAGGAAGAUCCCAAGAGCAACACACCCACUCAGUAACACGCGCAAGAGGGCUUGCUCCUUUGCAGCAUGCAGUGCCAGCGAUUGGACAAGGCAUGGAGUCAAGCUGGGUUGAUGAGCCAGAAAUGAUGGAUAUGGAGAUUGCCCAACCGUCUGUAGAGGAUUACAUUCGAACGGCGGGUGAAAUGUCAGACUACUUGACGUGGAACAUGAGCGACUUAUCUGAACUGCCUAUUUGGACAGAAUUUGGUAAUCAAGGUCCUGCCUAGUGAAGUUUUGCGGCAGUAGUAGCCAAUACCUAGUCAGGGUGCUGGUUGUAGCACUAAACUUUUGUCUUUAUUGUUUAAAAUACUGCAUGGCCUUGA